This is a messenger RNA of Dinoponera quadriceps, 2138 nucleotides long. Its product is annotated as dolichyldiphosphatase 1-like. Bases 326 to 1072 code for a protein of 248 amino acids. The transcript has 5 exons. Gene Ontology annotation, biological process: lipid biosynthetic process; protein N-linked glycosylation. Gene Ontology annotation, molecular function: dolichyldiphosphatase activity. Gene Ontology annotation, cellular component: endoplasmic reticulum membrane; intracellular membrane-bounded organelle. Lineage: Eukaryota; Metazoa; Arthropoda; Insecta; Hymenoptera; Formicidae. The record is from RefSeq and is a predicted model, not a curated record.
UUAUCUCGUCUUAUCGCGAUUAGUGGUUGAAGCGAUUGUGGCGUGGAGAAAGCGCGGUUAGUAGGUAGAUGCGAUAGAUGUAGAUAGUUUAGGUCAGUGGUUCGAAGCAUUGUAGUUUUAGUUGUGAAGGUUUUCGCAAAUUUCCACGGAAGCUUAAAAUAAAAGAGAAAAGCGAUAUAUCCCGGAAAAGAGGCAAAUAUAAAAAGAGGAAGAAAAAGAGAUCUGUGCCGCCAAUAGUAGACGGUGAUCGAGUUAUAGUGCAACCCCGUAGUUGCAGUAUAUAUAUAUUCCUUUCGAGACAUGCCACUUCAAGUAUUACGGUAACAUGGUAUCGUUGUUGAACGAAUCGCUGGACGUGAUCAAGUCGCGUUUCGCACAUUCUGCUGACAAACCCGAAUGGAUUCCGUUGUCUCUGACAUUGGUGGAGUAUCCGCAAGGAGAUCUUUUUGGGAAGUUCUUGGCUGUAAUAAGUUUAGUACCCUUUGCCAUUAUAGCUGGUUUUCUCGCAUUAAUACUCUUUAGAAGGGAUUUACAUACUAUUGUAUUUUUUAGUGGAGUUAUUAUUAACGAGUGUAUAAAUUUUAUAUUGAAACACACAAUCUGCCAAGCAAGGCCGAUUAAGAGAGAUGGCCUAUACACCGAAUACGGUAUGCCAUCUACACACGCACAAUUUAUGUGGUUUUUUGCAGCAUAUGCGUCAUUUUUUAUAUACAUUAGGUUAAAUUACAACUGUACGAUAGCAGAGAGAUUUUGGCGAACAGUAGUAGUAAUAGGAUGCAUUAUCGCAGCUGUAUUGGUAACCUACAGCAGAGUAUAUUUACUGUACCACUCCAAUAUCCAAGUAGUCUGGGGUGCAUUAAUUGGUGUUGUACUGGGAAUAGCAUGGUUCGCAAUUACACAUACGAUUCUGACGCCGCUUUUCCCCAUAAUAGUUUCAUGGCGAAUAUCAGAAUACUUGUUGUUACGCGAUACAACGCUGAUUCCUAAUGUCUUGUGGUUCGAGUACACGAGUAUUCGCACGGAAGCUCGAGCGCGUGCUCGAAAGCUUUCGGCGAUUGGCAGAUCGCAUUGACAUCUAAUGUCGACUGAUCAGUGUACUGAUAACAAACUGAAAUAAAAAAUGCCUUGAACGAUAAAGCACCGUAAUUCACAGUUUGGCAAAGAUCAAGAAUUGGCGCGAGUGCGUUGAAAUGUGGCUGAGAGAUGUUUGGGUUGAUUCCUCGUUUUAUCGGAGAGAAGACACGUGCCGAAAAGAAAAAUAAAAGAAAUACCAGUACAAACGUACAACGACUGUGGAAUGACCGUUAUCUUCGUCAUCGUCAUCCAGUAUCGUCGUUGUCUCUCAUCAAUAUUAUUUCAUUAUUAGUAUUAGUGUUAUGAUACGCAGUAAUAUAAGUGAUAAUUUUUAUUGAAAAAUGUCCGAGAUAGUAGUAAAACGCAGAUUUUACAUAAAAGAGAAUCAAUUUACCUGACUGUUGAUGAAAAGAUAUUCCGUACUAGAAAGGAAACGAUACUUCUAUGCGUAUUAUACUGCAUUAAAAGACAUGUACAGAAACCGGUAUAAAAUGGCCUUAACAUUUACCAGGCCCAAGAUCAUUUGAAUUUUUCAACCGCAUGUUCCAAAUUUAAGCGCGAUCGUACAUUCUCCGAGUUUCUUUUUACAAAUUGUCACCGACUAUCGCCAGUGUUCAACAAUACGUUCCACAUUUACUCCUAAAAGGCGCCGCGCGUCAGCAGCGAAUCUUUCAUGUUCGGAUACUUAAUUAAGUUAAGUUAUCGAAAGUGCUUUUGCAGACGAAUGUUUGUUUCAAAUCGAGACUGAAAAUUGUAAUACGACAGUGGAAGUGGUUAACGAUUAGUCAACAAUGAGCAGCUGCGAGGAGAAGAAUCGAGCCUCUCGACAAUAUAUCUAGUUUAGUAUUACAGUGGAUCGUUUUUCACGACAUGUUUAUCAAGACUCCACCCAUAUAUUCAUACGGAUUUUCAAACGGGUUUCGCGAAGAAAGUUAAGGGCUUAUGUGCGGUAGAUAUAUUCUGUAAUUUGGCACAACGGUGUCGUCAUUAUUGUGCAGGUAUAAUACAUAGUGUUUCGCGGAAAAACCGACUUCUAGAAUAUAUUCUAAGUAAUUCUAAAUUCA